GGAGUACAUAAAUUCUUUCACAUGCAACCAAUCUUGUGAGAGGCCAUUUAUGUCUGUCAAGUACUAAAUUUAAAGCACUUCCUUCUCUUUCCACUUUGUCUUAGUUUCAUUGAAUGCAAAAGUAGCCAUGCCACUACAAGCUCCAUGUGAUCUCCAAAUCCAUGUAAAUGGUCAGCAAACAUUCUUUCUGCACCAGAAAGUCCUUUCAAGAUUCUCUGGAAAGUUAAGGAAGAUGAUCAAACAAGAAAAGAAAAAAACUCAGAUUAAAAGUUCAGGUAUAGAGAUUCUUGAUUUCCCAGGUGGACCCCAUGGGUUUGAACUAGUUUCAAGAUUCUGUUACAACAAUGGCAACAUCAAAAUCACUAUUUCAAAUGUAGCCCUUCUAAUUUGCUCUGCAAAUUUUCUUGAAAUGACAGAAAAAAUGUCAUCUUGCAAUCUUUUGCAUCAAGCUGAGAACUUUCUUGAAGGGUUAUUCUACUGGUCAUUGCAUGAUAUUGUAAAAUCUUUAAAAAGUUGUGAACUUUUUUUUAAUCAUGCAAAUUCUUGUGGUGUUAUUGCAAAGCUUAUGACUUCACUACCUGCUAAAAUUGCUCAAAAUUCAGAUAUUAGUGCCCUGUUUGGUUCUUCAUCUUCAUCAGCUUCUUCAUCUUGUUCAUCUUCUGAACAAAUGGUGAAAUCAUGUUCAUUAAAAAGCCAAUCUUGGUGGUUUGAGGAAAUGACCAUUUUACCCCCAAGGAUAAUAGAAGAGUUUUUGAGGACUUUAGGUGCUUAUGGUAGUGAAAAUAAUAACUUACUCCUCACAAGAUUCUUGCUUUAUUACUUAAAAUCAGCAGCCCAUAAUAGUAACUGUCACAAUGUGAUUUCAAGAAUUGAGUAUAGUGGGCUUGCUGAUACAGCAGUUUAUGGGGUUGUUUUUAUUGGUAAAACAGCAAUUUCUUGCAGAAAUCUUUUUUGGGUACUGAGAAUUGUGUCUAGUCUUGGAAUUAGCAAAGAAUGCAGGGGUAUUUUGGAGAAAAUGAUAGGUGGGAUGCUUGAUGAAGCAACACUAGAUGAUAUUCUUGUUUGUGGUCAUCACAAUAAUGGAGGUGUAUAUGAUGUGAGUCUUGUGAUGAGAUUGAUUAGAGUUUUUGUUCAUCAUGAUAAAGAUGUUUCAAUAACAAAAUUGAGAAAAGUUGCAAGGUUGAUAGAUAAGUAUUUGAGAGAGAUUGCACCUGAUCAAAGCCUUAAAAUAUCAAAGUUUCUUGGUGUUGCUGAGAGUUUACCAGAUUAUGCAAGGGAUUGUUUUGAUGGGGUCUACAGAGCCAUUGAUAUCUAUCUUGAGUCUCAUCCAGCCCUCUCAUUAGAGGAAAGAUCAAGAUUAUGCAGAUGUCUCAACUAUGAGAAACUAAGCCUUGAAGCAUGUAAAGAGUUAGCAAAGAAUCCAAGAAUUUCACCAAGAAUUACUGUCAAGGCACUUGCUUUUCAAGGUUCUUCAAGUACCCCAACAAUAAAAGACAACAAUUUUGUAAAGGAAAGGGAAUAUGUCAGCAAUAGCCAAAUGGCUUUGUUGUACAAGACAAACAAGAGUGACCACAGUUCAAGUACAAGUGAUCAUCAGAGUCUGCAAGAAGAGGAACAUGAAUAUAUGAGGCUAAAUUUGCAAAAGAUGCAAUGGAGAGUUGUGGAGUUGGAGAAAAUAUGUAGAGAUAUGAAAGGCCAAAUGUCUAAAAUGGUUCCUUCUUCUCAUACUAGAACUUUGCCUAGGCUUUGUAGAAGUCAGUACUUCUGAAAAAAGGAAAACCAAAAAAAUAAAAAAGCAAAAAGGACAUAUGUGGAUAAUUCAACACAUGUUAUAUUCCUUUUCCCAUAUUUCUACUGUAUAAGCAUGAAGUGUAAAAUUUCUUUCUAGAUCCUUUGCCUGUAAAGUUCCAGUUCCUUGCCAAUUUGAAGGUUCUCAAUUUGUACAA
Lycium ferocissimum is the source of this 1946-nucleotide messenger RNA. RefSeq names its product BTB/POZ domain-containing protein At3g19850-like. The transcript is spliced from 3 exons. Bases 128 to 1768 code for a protein of 546 amino acids. The record is from RefSeq and is a predicted model, not a curated record. Gene Ontology annotation, molecular function: protein binding. NCBI's taxonomy places the organism in Eukaryota, Viridiplantae, Streptophyta, Magnoliopsida, Solanales, Solanaceae.